This is a messenger RNA of Rotaria sp. Silwood2, 2001 nucleotides long. NCBI's taxonomy places the organism in Eukaryota, Metazoa, Rotifera, Eurotatoria, Philodinida, Philodinidae. The record is from the annotation of a GenBank genome assembly.
AUGGGUGUUCAUGCACCUACCUUUGUUUCACCAGGAAUCACUGGCUAUGGUUCUGCUUUGAGCGUGAAUCGAAGCACAACCCAAUACGUGAGCAUCUCGAACUAUUUUAGUUUGACUUAUACAAGCUUUACAAUUGAAAUGUGGAUAUAUGCAACUGCAUUAGCAAUUGGUGAGUAUGGUUUGUUUUCUCAAUCACAACAACUUUCGAUAAAUCUCAAUUUACACUGCGUUAUACGGAGCUAUCGUAUGUAUAUGGGCUUUUAUGCUAAUGAUGUUAAUAGCACAACUAAUAUCGCAAUCAAUACUUGGUAUCAUGUUGCCUUUGUUUAUAAUUACCCCUUACGACAACAGAUACUCUACUUAAACGGAGUUAAAGUUGGCUUACAUUCUUCAGCGGGACCCUUAGUUAUUACGAGUGGACCAAUAGCUAUUGGAGCGGCAGAUUCCAGCGGAGCAUAUGAUUCUUUCAACGGUUAUAUAGAUCAAGUUUAUUUGAUCACGCGAGCAAAAGAUGCUAGUGAAUUACUUGAUGAUGCUACUCUAGUCACGUGGCACUCAUUCAAUGGAUCAUAUAUUGAUUCUGGUCCAAAUGGAAUCAAUGGUACAGGUGUCAAUGUCAGUAUGGUACCAGGUCGAUUAAAUCAAGCGCUGAGUUUUACAUCAAACACUUCGUAUUAUCAGGUAUGCCUAUUUCCAUUCGUUUUCAGACGGUUUAGAUUCAAAUACGUUUAUAUUAUUCGUAGUUGAGCAACGUUUUCGAAUAAUCUUUGAAUAAAUCAUACAUUCGCAAAAUUAAAAAACAAUUUAUCGCGGAAACUUAGACAUUGGUUUCAUUGUACAAGACCUAAAACUUUUUCAUACCAAAAAAUGAAACUUUCAAAGCUUAAUUAUAAACUUAGCCCAUCUACAGUAUAGAAAACAAAAAUACGUCAUUAUCAGAAUAGAUAAUUACCAGAGACAAUUCUGAUAAGACUUUUUUGUCUGAACCUCAACUUCAUGGUCUUAUACAGAAAACAAUUUUAUAUAUGAGAUUUCUAAUUCGAGUUAAUAAGGGAAGAAGGCUUUCUUUCACUCUGUUAUAAAUUGCUAGCUUAUUUUUACAAAGUCAAAAGAAAACGUAUAUCUGUAUCAAAUAUUAGUAAGUUGAUAUGUUUUGCUUUCAAUAUUUGGUAUCACAACAGGUAGAAAUCUCGCGCUUAGAGUAUAAGUAAAAUUUUUCGAUGGAAACUUUGAUAUCUUUCGAGCAGAAAAGUAAAUGCGAAAAUUCACUAUUUGUACAAUAGGUUUCCUAUAGCUGCAUUCUAAUUCUAAUACUCUGAUUAUUCAACUAGGCAGAGAAGUAUAUGCUCAGAUCAGUUCCUAUAACAACGAAAGAAUAACUAAACAAACAUAGUGGAAUCGAUGAUAUAACCCCACGAAAAGUGUUCAAAUUAAUGACGUACUGAUCAAUUUCAAAAGUUUAAUGGAUAAUAUUAAAGAUGAGAAAGAUUAUAAAAAUGAUAAUUAUGAUGUUUUCGAUUUGAACAAGAUGCUCUUCUCUAUAAUAAAUACUGUAAAUCUUAGACAUUCGUGAUUAUUCUAGAUUAUUUCGCAUUGUUUUGAAGGAUGACUACUGUGAAUAAAUUUUUGUAUUGUAAAUCUAAUCAUUUGAUUAUUGUUAUGGAUCUUAUCGCCAGUUAUUUAGUUCCACUACUUCCACAGUCUUGUUUACUUCACAAAUAUGCUUUUUCUGAAUUGCACUUUGGUGAUCUACUUUGGAUAGUUCAGCUUUUAGACGUUUGAAAUUGAACCUUCAAGUGAGUUUCUCGUAGUCAGACGAUUUUUCAUAAAGAAAUGAAGUUUCGAUGAGCAAAUUCACACUUCAUACGAAUGUAGCUCUGACGAGGGAACAUAUGCAAGUGUAAAAUUGCUUUUGAGUUCGGACUCUGUGCAUAAGGUAGACCCCAGUGAGGUAUGAAAAACCCUAAAAGGAUAAGGGCUGUUAGGUCUUCUGUCCAGAGU